GUAUCAUCAUCCAUCAUCAUCCACUAAUGAAAAGUUCUCUCUUUUUUCCCUACUCGUGGUUACUCUGUUCUCUCCCCAGGUGUAAAGAAGAGCUCAAUCCAACCUGAUUCAUCCCAAUCUCCGAUAAGGGUUUUCAUAAAUUCUGGAAAUUUAGUCGAUCGUAAAGCAGAAGAGUGAGGAGGAUUCAUCAAAUGGGUUCGGUUUCGGGUCAAACCCGCAUCGCAAUGAUGAACCUCUCUGUCUCGUCAGCUGAGAAGAACCCUAAUUUUCGCUCGUCGCUUCUCAACUCUAAGAACUCAAUUUCAGAUAGUUAUGGGGUCUCUUCCAAAUGCAGUACAUUCCUCAGGGGUCAAUUCCAAAGAAUACAUUUUUCUUGCGUUCACCACGCUCGACCUUUGAGAAAACGAACAGUGUUUGGUCACGUGAGCUGCGUCAUGCCGUUAACGGAAGAGAAUGUGGAGAGAGUGCUAGACGAAGUAAGGCCUGCACUAAUGGCCGACGGAGGAAACGUGGCGCUGCACGAGAUCGACGGGCUUGUGGUGGUUUUAAAGCUACAAGGAGCUUGUGGCUCGUGUCCUAGCUCAUCAAUGACGUUGAAGAUGGGGAUCGAGAGUCGUCUCCGAGACAAGAUUCCAGAGAUCAUGUCCGUUGAGCAGUUUCUUGAAUCCGAGACAGGAGGGUUAGAGCUGAACGAUGAGAACAUCGAAAACUCUCUGAGUUACGGCCGUACCUAUCUGGUACUGGAGGUGGGGGGCUUGAGUUGGUUGAGAUUGAUGGUUACAUUGUUAAGGUUCGGCUCACUGGACCAACUGCUGGAGUUAUGACUGUUCGUGUCGCGUUGACUCAAAAACUGAGGGAAAACAUUCCUUCUAUAGGUGCAGUACAGCUUCUAGAGUGACGUUCACCUUUUUUUUAUUAUGUAACCUUUUUAUUUCAUCUACAAAGCUUAUUUUUGAUUCAAUAUAAUUUUAUUUCCAGAUUUUAGAAUUAGUAGAAUGCCUCUUUCUUUUGACGGGGAAAAGAUAAAACUUAAUUAGCCAAUCAAAUUCCCUAAUAUCUUAUUUCCUUGUAACAAAUUAUUCUCUAAAUAUUCAUUUUAGCCAAUCACUUGGUGAGCAAGGAUACUAUCCUAUAUUAACUCGGACUGAGGUAGAGACUAGAGAGGACGAAACAUACACACACGUAGUUUCGAGUUUCAACAAUGUCACGGCUUAUAAUCAACCGAAUGUUCAAGCACUCUCUGUGCAAAAAUAUCCUCAGAGACACAAACGUUCGUCUGUUCUCAUCUACAACUUACACGAGCGGGUUGGAUUCGGAUGAUAAGACUAAAGUGAAUCAUCCCUUCUCGUCUAGACCAGCCUACCCGUUUCUGUUGAUUGACUACAUACUUAACAAUCCAGACUCUUCCUCGGAUGGUCGCAUAACAACAUGCGAUUACAGUACUCGCAAUGAAAAGGCAGUCUUGAUUAAGGACAAGGAUCUAAAGGAAGAGGUCUGUGAUGCGAUGACUGUCGGAUUUUCACGUUAUGGAUUGCGAGUCGAGCUUUACUAUAACAACGCCGCUAGUUCAUAUGGUCCAGCCAUAUUUUACGAGCCCACUGAUUCCAAAAUAAAAAACGUGGCCACUUAUCUACCUCCUCUACCCACCGGUUCCCAAAUCCAAAGCCUGGCCAUUUCAUCUUUACCUAUACGAGAUAAAGAUUGGGUAGUGGGUGUCAAAUUAUUGGGAUCUCAGUUGAGUGUCUGCAGGCCUUUUGGAAGCUGUAAAUGGAUCAACAUCAAAACCAUGCCUCACUCUGUAAACCCUUUAUCGAACCUCAUGUUUUCCAAGAAAGAUAAAAGGUUCUACAUCCCAACUCUCGGAGGUAACCGCUUGUGUUGUUUGGAUCUCCACUCUGAGAUACCCGGCUUCACCAGAUUCAAGUUUGACACUCUCCCAAAGUCGGUCUUUCAAGAGUUGGCGGACGUGAGUGCAUGUUCCAGGACAGACCAUCUUGUGGAGUCCCCCACCGGCCAACUUUUCCUCGUCAAGUGGUAUGGCGAGGAUUCGGAGGACUUUGAUGACAACCCACUGAAUCACGUAACAAGAAAGUUCAUGGUGUUUAGAGAGGGGGAACGAUCGCAUAAAUACAGCAAGACCAUGAUCUACACAGAAGACAUUGGAGAUCUUUGCAUAUUUUACACGAGCGGGUUGGAUUCGGAUGAUAAGACUAAAGUGAAUCAUCCCUUCUCGUCUAGACCAGCCUACCCGUUUCUGUUGAUUGACUACAUACUUAACAAUCCAGACUCUUCCUCGGAUGGUCGCAUAACAACAUGCGAUUACAGUACUCGCAAUGAAAAGGCAGUCUUGAUUAAGGACAAGGAUCUAAAGGAAGAGGUCUGUGAUGCGAUGACUGUCGGAUUUUCACGUUAUGGAUUGCGAGUCGAGCUUUACUAUAACAACGCCGCUAGUUCAUAUGGUCCAGCCAUAUUUUACGAGCCCACUGAUUCCAAAAUAAAAAACGUGGCCACUUAUCUACCUCCUCUACCCACCGGUUCCCAAAUCCAAAGCCUGGCCAUUUCAUCUUUACCUAUACGAGAUAAAGAUUGGGUAGUGGGUGUCAAAUUAUUGGGAUCUCAGUUGAGUGUCUGCAGGCCUUUUGGAAGCUGUAAAUGGAUCAACAUCAAAACCAUGCCUCACUCUGUAAACCCUUUAUCGAACCUCAUGUUUUCCAAGAAAGAUAAAAGGUUCUACAUCCCAACUCUCGGAGGUAACCGCUUGUGUUGUUUGGAUCUCCACUCUGAGAUACCCGGCUUCACCAGAUUCAAGUUUGACACUCUCCCAAAGUCGGUCUUUCAAGAGUUGGCGGACGUGAGUGCAUGUUCCAGGACAGACCAUCUUGUGGAGUCCCCCACCGGCCAACUUUUCCUCGUCAAGUGGUAUGGCGAGGAUUCGGAGGACUUUGAUGACAACCCACUGAAUCACGUAACAAGAAAGUUCAUGGUGUUUAGAGAGGGGGAACGAUCGCAUAAAUACAGCAAGACCAUGAUCUACACAGAAGACAUUGGAGAUCUUUGCAUAUUUGUUGGACACAGUCAGGCUUUUUGCGUCCCGGCUAGCUCGUCCCCCGGGCUCAAACCUAACUGCAUCUACUUUGUGGGCUAUAACUUUGGUGUUUAUGAUCUCACCACAAAAACUUGCACUACCUUCUGCACUGGAGAUAACGUUCCAUUAAGGAAAUUGAAUUUCCCUUACUGGCCUCCUCUACACUAGCUGCUCAUAAUUGUUAUCAUUCAUAUGGCUCUUGUACGUGUUUUUGCUUCACUAAUGUUAUCGCUGUCUUUGCUUUCCCAUGCUAUCAUUUAGAUCCAAUGCUAUGAUA
Molecule: messenger RNA, 3362 nt
Organism: Camelina sativa (false flax)
Lineage: Eukaryota; Viridiplantae; Streptophyta; Magnoliopsida; Brassicales; Brassicaceae
Source: RefSeq, a predicted model, not a curated record